Molecule: messenger RNA, 519 nt
Organism: Ostreobium quekettii
Lineage: Eukaryota; Viridiplantae; Chlorophyta; Ulvophyceae; Bryopsidales; Ostreobiaceae
Source: the annotation of a GenBank genome assembly
AUGAGGACCACCGCCGUGUGCCUGGCCCUCGGUCUGGUGGUGGCCCUCGCGGCGGGAGGCGCCCGCGCGGAGCUAGGCAAAUGCGUCGUCGUUACAGACUUCGAUGGGGUGAUUAAAAUUGGAGAGAGCGAAUACUCCAAUGACAUCAAGACCAUUCUGCCUCUCAUCAAGGAGGCCAACGUAUCGUAUGGUCUGGCCACCGCGUCCUGCGAGACUGAGUGGAUCAAGGGGUACUUGAACGAGGUGAUCGAUAACACGACCUACACAGAAGAGUUCCUGGAAUCAACGGCUGCACAGUUCUGUGUGCAUGAGAAACACUGGCAGACGGACAAAAUCGUUGAGUACUUCGACGGCGACAAAUUCUGCACCAUCGUCUUCGAUGACAGCAUUGGCAACAGGGUGGGCAUCGUCGAAUCCGGAUACAAGUACCACCACGUCGACGCCACCAUCGGAAUCACCAUGCAGGACUGGCAGGACGGACUGACAGCUCUUCAGACGGAUCCGCCUUGCUAUUGCUGA